AUGCCAGAAUCAUCGACAUCAAAAUCAAACUACUUGCAACUCACGUUGUCAGAUGAGUCAAAGGAAAGAAUCGUCAAAUUGUUGGACUACUCAAAAGUGAUUGCUCACUAUGGCUUCAUCCCCUUGAUUUUGUAUUUGGGCUGGUCCGCUACUCCAAGCAAACCAUCAAUCUUGAGUUUGUUGUCUCCAUUCCCAUCUGUUUAA
Messenger RNA from Lodderomyces beijingensis, 204 nucleotides. The record is from the annotation of a GenBank genome assembly. Lineage: Eukaryota; Fungi; Ascomycota; Pichiomycetes; Serinales; Debaryomycetaceae.